Molecule: messenger RNA, 704 nt
Organism: Mycotypha africana
Lineage: Eukaryota; Fungi; Mucoromycota; Mucoromycetes; Mucorales; Mycotyphaceae
Product: AP-1 complex subunit theta-1
Exons: 6
Coding region: 32-493 (153 amino acids)
Biological process (GO): vesicle-mediated transport; protein transport
Cellular component (GO): intracellular membrane-bounded organelle; AP-1 adaptor complex
Molecular function (GO): clathrin-cargo adaptor activity
Source: RefSeq, a predicted model, not a curated record
GCUCACAUUUCGUUCUAUUUAAUAUACUUUAAUGGCUAUAAAUUGGCUACUAUUGGUUAGCAGACAGGGAAAAGUUCGCCUCACAAAAUGGUUCAUUACAAUUCCCCCAAAAGAAAAAGCAAAGAUUGUUAAAGAUGCAACCCAAUUAGUCUUGGCUCGUCGAGUCAAGAUGUGUAACUUCCUAGAAUAUAAAGACCAAAAAAUUGUAUACAGAAGAUAUGCGAGUCUUUUUUUUGUGGCGGGUAUCAACCAAGACGACAACGAGCUUAUAACACUUGAAAUCAUUCAUCGCUAUGUGGAAAUUUUAGAUCGUUAUUUUGGCAAUGUUUGCGAGCUUGAUUUAAUUUUUAACUUUCAAAAGGCAUAUUUUAUCCUCGAUGAGCUACUUAUUGCAGGUGAAUUACAGGAAACCAGUAAGAAGUCUGUAUUAAGAGUCAUAACACAAGAAGACCAGUUUGAGGAACAGGAAGGAAAUGAACUUAGAGCAGGAUAGAUUGUUAAUCAACCCGAUUUAGGACAGUUAUUUUAUCAAUCCAUAUUUAACAAAAAGUUGUCGCAUAUGAUAAUGCUAGGAAAUUAGCAUCAGACUUUCAAAUUAGCCUUUUUUGUUGUGGAUAUGAGGUGUCAGUGAACUUUCAUGAAGAACCUUUCAAAUUUUCAACAUGAUGAGCGUUUUUAUAUUCUAAUCCUUCAAUAAUACAUCA